CCUGAUAGAGAACUUGGAACCACACCUCAGCUUGUUAGUAACUUUGAACAAGAGUGUAGCGAGCGAGGGACACAUAGCGCUGGAGACGCCGCUCUAUCGAGGAUAUGCUUCUUGACCUGUGCCGGCCGGUUUGACACAAGCACCCAAGGUCCAAACAGAGGCGGCGAAACUCCAGACCAGACAGAGCAGCAUCAGCGGGGAAUUCAGCCGGAGGGAAGAGAGCAGGGAGCCAUCUCAACAGUGCAAGGAGGAUUAGUCGGGUUUUGGGGGGGACGGAACAUUUUCUGCCCAGGCCUGGAGGUUUUAGGACUUCAAGCGAUUGAAGGCCACAGAGCAGGUCCACUUUCCACCGUGUCUUCAGCUGCCUGCAGGGCGGCGCGAGAGAGCCAAGGGAUCGUUUGGAGGACGCCAGGGAUGAGCGAGUUCUGGCACAAGAUGAGCUGCUGCGUUGUGGCCAAACCCCCGCCGAAGAAGAAGAGGAGGAAGAUUGACCGUAGCAUGAUCGGGGAGCCCAUGAACUUUGUUCACCUGACACACAUUGGCUCUGGAGAGAUGACAGAAGGUCUACCUCCGUCAGGGCAGGUCCAGGAACAGAUGCGGUCAAAAGGACCCAGCGCUAAUGGCCGAAACAGCUUGUUAUAGCUGUCAAGUGGAAUAAAGGACCAGUCUGGGGAUCCUCUCUGACUCUUCUACCAUCUCUGCCAAAGCAGCAAUCACAGUGGGACCUGACCCCCACAUAGCACUUAGCAACCCUGGAAAAUUCAUGAUAAUCCCAGACAUGCAUUGUAGCCCUGUUCUGGCUCCCGCAACACUUGCUGCAAAGCCGUUUGCUAUA
This is a messenger RNA of Megalops cyprinoides (Indo-Pacific tarpon), 835 nucleotides long. It is a transcript of the gene cdc42se1, whose product is annotated as CDC42 small effector 1. The record is from RefSeq and is a predicted model, not a curated record. Gene Ontology annotation, molecular function: small GTPase binding. The transcript is spliced from 5 exons. Gene Ontology annotation, cellular component: plasma membrane. The coding region runs from base 415 to 642 and encodes 75 amino acids. Gene Ontology annotation, biological process: regulation of Rho protein signal transduction. NCBI's taxonomy places the organism in Eukaryota, Metazoa, Chordata, Actinopteri, Elopiformes, Megalopidae.